UUUACUUAUUUUGUUUCUUUAUGCAUGUUUGAUCAGUAAUCGAUCGACAUUCGAACUAUUUUAGGAUAACAUUUUUGUCUUAUUUUUAAAACGGGUAUUAUCCCCUAAACAUUCCUAUCAUAUUCUCCCACCAUAAUCUGUCAAAUCGAAGAGCAAAAAAACAACAGGUCGAACCCGUCCGCUACUGAUAGCAAAAACAAUCGUUGCUAGACUAUCCGGGCACAAAAUCAGAAGCUGUCCAUCUUGUACACACUCCCCUCUUGUGUAGAACAACUUUACACCCGUAGUCGCCGGGGACGUAUUUGCGUUCGGAAUGCUAAUUUAAUGUUUCUUUAUGAGGCAUGGUCGUGUGCGUGCCAUUGGAAUACGUACCUAGGCUUCCGUAACACUCGUGCUUAUCAGUGAAUGGUAGUGAAGAGUACGAUUCGUCCAGCCCGAAAUUGAACCGCAACGUUGUCCGCAGUGAAACCGUCGUUAGUGUUUGAGCGAGAUCCGCCUCGAAAGGUGUGAGAACCGAAAGCCGUCGCCACAGUUCGGGUCCAUUUUACAGAAGGUAACCUAGCGAGGCCUACUGGGACCUACAUCCACCCACCAUCCCGUCACCGUUCGAGCUUACAUAAUCAUCAGUCAUACCGAUACUUGUCGCCAGUUACCAUGGCAAUCGAACUACCUCGCGUUAAUCUAGACGAGCCGCGCUACGACCAAAGUACCUACCUUAAUCGUGCCAAGCAUUUCCUUAUCGUGACCAAUCCAUUGAAUGUGUUCGCCACCGAGGAGCAGCUAGACCGGGCCGCCCGAAUUGUGCGCGACUAUCGCGCCGGUAAACCCGUCCCAGAUGUCAGCAGUGUCGAUGAGCUAUGGAGCGCCAAAUACCUGUACGACAGUGCGUUCCACCCGGAUACGGGGGAGAAGAUGUUGCUCGUCGGCCGCAUGUCGGCACAGGUCCCCAUGAACAUGACCAUCACUGGAUGCAUGAUGACGUUCUACAAGUCGACGCCCGCCGUCAUUUUCUGGCAGUGGUUCAACCAGUCUUUCAAUGCCGUGGUCAACUACACGAACCGUUCCGGUGCGUCACCCAUCAGCCAGGAGCAGCUGCUGACUUCAUACUGCAUGGCAACAGGUGGCGCCCUGGUGACUGCACUUUCGCUUAAUCGGCUCGUACGGAACGCUCCCCCGCUUGUCGGACGCCUUGUGCCGCUUGCCGCUGUCGCCGCAGCCAAUUGCAUUAACAUUCCGCUAAUGCGCAUACAAGAAAUCAAAAACGGCGUAACUCUGCUGGAUAAGGAUGGCAAUGAACUGGGCCAAUCGGUACGGGCAGCAAAGGAAGGAAUAUCUGCCGUCACUUUCAGCCGUAUCCUGAUGGCAAUGCCUGGAAUGGUCUUCACACCGGUGCUGAUGAAUACGUUGGAAAAACGAGGCUUCCUGCGACGAUUCCCAUGGGCGAAUGCACCGAUACAGACGCUGUUCUGCGGUUUAUGUCUCACUUUCGCGACGCCACUUUGCUGUGCGCUGUUCAGCCAGAAGGCUUCGAUCAAUGUGGCCAGCCUCGAGGAAGAUAUGCGCGAGAAGCUACGCAAAGAGCGUCCCGAGCUUGAUGUCGUAUACUACAACAAGGGGCUGUAAGCAGCCCCAACCGUUUGCGUUUCCGUUGGAUCUGUAGCGGAGAAUCGGGUUCUUUUUUUUCUUGCAAUACGUUUGCAUUUAGUACAAUGAGCUUUGUCCGUCGGAUUUCCAAUAUUGCAUUUUUAUCUCACAUGAUACGACUCACACACACACUCCACUUGCCAUAUUUGUUAACGAGACUUCUCGUAAUCCAUUAAGCAAAUUCGUUAUUUUUCUGUUUUGCUCAUGUCCACGUAGCGUUUAGCUUAAUGAUACAAAGCAAAAGAAUAUAUAUGUGCGUGCGUGUAUGACAAUAAAUGUAGCUCCUCGUA
Anopheles funestus (African malaria mosquito) is the source of this 1934-nucleotide messenger RNA. RefSeq names its product sideroflexin-1-3 (gene Sfxn1-3). NCBI's taxonomy places the organism in Eukaryota, Metazoa, Arthropoda, Insecta, Diptera, Culicidae. Gene Ontology annotation, molecular function: monoatomic ion transmembrane transporter activity. Gene Ontology annotation, biological process: monoatomic ion transport; serine import into mitochondrion. Gene Ontology annotation, cellular component: mitochondrial inner membrane. The transcript is spliced from 5 exons. The coding region runs from base 655 to 1623 and encodes 322 amino acids. The record is from RefSeq and is a predicted model, not a curated record.